AUGAACCACAUCAUCAAGCAGAAGAUGGAAAACCAAGAAUUCGUCCAGAUCGCGACGCUCACGUUCCGCCCCGCGCUGCAGGCCGACGGGCCGGACCGCCCGCCGGCGUCCUUCUACGACGUGUCGGCGCAGGUGCAGGCCGUCCCCGGCGCGAGGGCCGUCUACCUGGGCCAGCAGAUGGAGCGCCCGGACCACUGGACCUGGGCCGUGCGCUGGGCCUCGGACGCCGCCCUCGACGCCUUCCUCGCCUCGCCCACCUUCACGGGAUGGCUCGCCGACUUCCGCGCCCUCACCGACUCGUACGUCUUCACGCGCGCCCUCCUCCGCGGGGACGCCGCCGCCGCGCUCGGCGCCCCCUGCACGGAGGUCUUCACCGCGUACGGCGCCACGAGCGACUGGCUCGACGCCCGCAUGAAGCCCUUUGCCAACAACGUCAGCGCCGGCCGCCUCGAGGGCCUCCACGGCUCCGCCUACGGCCAGUUCGACCUCCUCACCCAGGGCGGCGUCGAGGCCCCCGCCGGCAUCACCGUCAGCUUCAUCCUCGGCUGGGACUCCAAGGCCGUCCACCUGAGCCACCGCGGCGAGGGCAAGUUAAUCGACAACAACCUCCACUACGUCAACGACGACCGCAAAUCAACCGACAUGUACCACGUCAUGCUCAAACGACUCUGA
This is a messenger RNA of Purpureocillium lilacinum, 672 nucleotides long. RefSeq lists its product as uncharacterized. The record is from RefSeq and is a predicted model, not a curated record. NCBI's taxonomy places the organism in Eukaryota, Fungi, Ascomycota, Sordariomycetes, Hypocreales, Ophiocordycipitaceae.